Messenger RNA from Camponotus floridanus (Florida carpenter ant), 3389 nucleotides. RefSeq names its product Krueppel-like factor 3. Gene Ontology annotation, molecular function: DNA-binding transcription factor activity, RNA polymerase II-specific; RNA polymerase II cis-regulatory region sequence-specific DNA binding. The coding region runs from base 926 to 2071 and encodes 381 amino acids. The record is from RefSeq and is a predicted model, not a curated record. Lineage: Eukaryota; Metazoa; Arthropoda; Insecta; Hymenoptera; Formicidae. The transcript is spliced from 4 exons. Gene Ontology annotation, biological process: regulation of transcription by RNA polymerase II.
GCAAUUUAUUUUGGAAUAAGCAUAUGGGGCUCGCCGACUCGCGACAUUAAGUAUAAUCAUUCUCGAAAAAGACGGCGUGUGUCCUUGGCUAAAUAAGGCCACGGCAAAACAAAGGAUGCAUGAGAAAGGAAGAAAAGAAAAGUAAAAGCUCAUACGCCAAUGUCCUGUAAUUAAAUCUCCUGAGAAGAAAAUAUAGGGUCUCAGAAUACACAUGAGAUCUACAUAAAACGAGAAACGAAGAGAGAAAUACAACAUACCUGCGUAUGAAGAUGCAAAAAGAAACGAGACCCAGAGAAGAAGAAAGAAAAAAAAUGAGUUUAUAGCAGAGGACGAAGAGAGAUGGAUUCGUUGAAAAGAAGGAAAGAAAGAAAGAGACGGACCUGGGCGAAGGCCCGACGAUGGAUGUGCGAUGCAUGGAGGUGACGGAGAAGGAGAACGGAGGUUGUCGCGCGUGACGCUCGAGCUCGGAGCGCGCUGUGACGCCAUGACGUAUCGACCGCGUUCACCACGCGCGCUGACGUCACGAUCACGGCCCGAGUCAGACUGGGAGCACGUGAACAGCACGCCCGCGAUCACGCGGUCGCGGCCUGACCGGAUUGCGCCGAUUGGCCCGCCGUCGACGAGCCCCUCGUCGAGAUUGGUCGCGCCCGCGCGUCCUGCGUGAUCACGCACCCGCGGCGCGGGCGCGGGUCGGCUCGCGUUCCCCGAGCUAGCGCCGACCUGAGAAAGCUUCAUUGCGCCGCGAGACGCCCGUCCGUUACGUACUGCGGAGACCUGGUCGCUCCACUUUUGCCAAAGAGGGCUCGGCGCUCGUUACGUGCUUUUCUUCUUUUCUUUCCUACUUUUCGAGCGGUGUAUCCCGGUUGUUUUUUUCCCCUUUCUCUCGGCUCGUCCUCGUGCGGUUCCUCGCCCUGUUUUCGUGGACAUGGACACGAACCAGGAGCCUCUCUCGCCGCCAGCCUCGCCCCAGCUGAAGCACAUGGAACCGCUGCAAUUAUCGUUUAGUGUUGCAGCUCUUCUGGGGGAGAAACUUUCAGAUGGGAAAUCCGGGCGAAAGAGUGAGGAGGAUGCGGGCUCCCACCCCCCAUUGCCGCCCACCCCUCAACCUUCCGACUCGGAGGAGGAUGAACCGCCCCGAAAACGGCGAUGCGUCGAACAAUGCGAGUUAGCGAAGUUGCUGCUAGACGGCACGCCACCACCGAGCCCAGAACCGGCCCGGGUCUCGGUAAUAAUGCGCGCCAAUCGGGACGGUACCUGUAGUCCGGCAAAUCUUGCGGGGAGUUCGGCGAUCAGCAGCCAACCGGUAUCACGUGACUCGCUUGCGCGACAGUCGCCCAGUUCGCGAGCGAACGUGCGACCGAGCGCGACAGAGCCGGUGCAGGACGUGCUUCGCAGUUUAAAGUUCAAGAUGAGUUUGCGUAAGGAGGAGAUCAUUGUCAACAGCAAGAAUACUGACCGCGAGAGCUGUCAACAGCAGCAGCAGCAGCUGCCAAGAUUGCAACCUCUGGCACCCAAACCAGCGCCUAUAGUGGUAGCUGGUCUGUUGGGCUCACCUCUAGUUUUACCGCGAACACCUCUUCUGCUGGUCGCCAGCGCGGCGCCAACCACGGCUACCGCAACCACCACGACGAUGAGCACAAGCGCGGUGGAGACGCGCCGUCGCGUUUACGAGUGCGAGCAUCCGGGCUGCGGUAAGAACUAUUUCAAGUCGUCGCAUCUGAAGGCUCAUACGCGCACUCACACGGGCGAACGACCGUUUCCGUGUCCCUACGAGGAUUGCAGUCGUCGCUUUUCUCGUAGUGACGAGCUGUCGCGGCAUAAACGUACACACACUGGCGAGAAGAAGUUUGCUUGCGUCGUUUGCCAGAGGCGAUUCAUGAGAAGCGAUCAUUUGGCGAAGCAUGUGAAGCGUCACGCCAGAGAUAAGACAUCAUCAUCUUCUAACGGUCAGAUUUCUGCCUCUCAGCCUUUGGCCUCGACGCCUCUGAGAGUGAGUCUGUUACCGGUGCUGGCACCACGACUAACGUCGCGAGCAGUUCAACAGUUUGUACCACCUCAGCUGGCAGCUUGAAGGAUGCACUCACGACUAUUUGAAAUCGUCUGAAAAUUAUAUUCUAUGGUCUUCGUGCGUCUUAAUCAUUCGCUAAACUGCGAGUGAAUGCUAAAGAAGACAACAAUUAAAGCCUCCAAUGGAUGUUUUAAUUAAAGUACAAAAUUGUACCCACAGGAUACGAAAGAUGAAGACUGUUUUUUGCUGAUAGAGCAAUACUACAUAAUUGAAAGCACGAACAUAACUCAGGGAUUGAUCUAUUGGCAUCAUCUGGUCAACUGAAAAGAUGUCUCUUAUGAAGAUAUGUAAAAUGAAUAUCUGUUGAACAAGAAUGAAAAGCGAAGUGAGCCGUACUUAAAGUAAAGGCACGAGACGAUAAGUCAUUAUGCAAAGGAUUUUGCUGUCGUUCGCAAACCGAGUACCUAAGUGUGUCUGUGAUCCAUGACGCGUGAAGGCUAGUACUGUUUAGUUGAGAGAAAUUUAUUAUCUCAGGAAACACUUGGGAAGUCAGGCUCAUAUUUCGCAACCUAUGUUCACCGUUAAAUGUGACCAUAUGUAUGUUUGUAGUUAAUACAAUAAAUGUGAUUGCCGUGUUAAAUAAAUAAAAUUCGUGGAUAUUAAGUAGAGUCACAUUUAAUGCUAAAUAUAUGAAAUAUAAAAACGGAUUUUUUUAAUUUCCAAGUAUCGUUUAAAACUCGAUUCUUCGCUGGUCGGAGAUUCUUUAUAGACAAUACAAAAGUCUAAAAGGCGCAGCAUAAAUAUAUCGAAAAGAUAUUUCGAAUAUAUUUUCUCGAAUAAUACUUGCCUUUCGAACUUUUGUAUUGUUUAACUUACUAUUGAAAGUUGUUUUCGAUAAAUAAAAUUCUGUAUCAAGUACGUUGAUCGAGAGAUAGAAAAGAUAUUUAUUUACGAAGAAACAAGACAUUUUAUAUAUAUGACGAUUAUAUAUAGACUUUUAAAAUAAUCGUUGACACAACUAUUAUUAUAUGUAUACAUUGUAAGUAUAAAUAACACAUAAAGACACUGAAAAUGUGCAAAACCAGGAAGAUCAUUCGUUGAUGAAUUGAAUUAAUUUUUAAAUAUUACGAUUAUAUAAUUAUUUUCUAUCCUCUUGAGUUACUUGAAAUGUUCUUUCCUCUUUCCAGAAUUUAUUUAAUGUUUUGUACCGCUUCUACACAAAAGAGUAAUUGUGUUGUAACUUGUAAGAUAUUCUAAGAUUGCGAAUGUAUAUAUGUAUAUGUAUCAUAUAACCAGGUAAAUUUUACUUGGGGACAUAAGACUGAAGAUAUAAGACUUCAGUGGAAAUGUUAAAAAUCAUAAAGAUUUUUCUACAAUCAAA